UAUUUGCUCAUACAAAAUCCUUUUUGAUUAGUUGAUAACAUUGUUAUGUCACUCUUCAGUUUAUAAGACAAUUAUUAUUUAGUUCAACGUACCAACAAACACAAUCAUGAAGUUACCCCUGGUUCUUUUUUUAACGGUUUUAAUUGCUGUAGCAUCAGCAAAUUCCAGAAUUCAAAAACGAGACGACGAAGAAGAAGAUGAUACUUCGGUAUUAUUAUCUUCGAUAACUGCAGUUGUCAAUCUUGGAUUAACCACUGUAACUUCUUUAUUUGGUGGCGUCGGAAGUUUAAUAACAGGAACUUUAUGGAGCGUUAUAUCGAUAGCUGUAUAUCCAGUAACAGUAAUAAUAAACCUUGUAGGGUCACUGAUUAGUGGGACAGUUAUAGAGGCUCUAUGGAAUAUUGUAUUGGAAGUUGUAUCUUCGAUAACCGCUAUACUAAAUCUUGUAUUAACUGCUUUAUUGUCAUUACUUGGUACUGUAGCGUCUUUACUAAUAGGGAUCAUAUGGAGUGUUAUAUCGAUAAUUGCAUCUCCAGUAUCUAUCAUAUUAACAGCUAUAGUGACUUUAUUGGGCGCUGUGGGAACUUCGGUAGUCGGAAUCCUAUCGAGUAUUACAUCCAUAUUAGCUUCUCCAAUAACUGCUAUAGUAAACAUUGUAGGAACUGUAUGGGGUACUAUAACAUCAAUUGUAUCCUCACUAGUAAAUCUAGAAACGUUGAUUAGUAAUAUAGGAUCUGCUGUAACAAGUAUUAUAUCAAUAUUUUCAUCUUCAAUAUCUGCUUUAAUCAAUUUCGGAUUAACAAUUUUAGAAUCGGUUGUAGGUGUAUUAGAGUCUAUAGUAUCACUAGAUACUUUAGGGGAAAUUGUUUCGAUAUUGCUAUCUCCUGUAAUUGCUAUUGUGAGGAUCAUUGUUAAUGCAGGAUCUUUCGGUUUAGAAUUGAUUGUUAAAAGUUUAACGUUCAUAGAAAAGAUUUUAUAUUUCAUCGGUUACGGAACAUGGGAUUCUGAAGAAUGUUCGUGCUCUUAAUAUGAUAUGAUAAUAGUCACAUUAUUUGUAUAUUAAAGAAUUGCACUAAAUUAUA
This is a messenger RNA of Diorhabda sublineata, 1082 nucleotides long. RefSeq lists its product as uncharacterized. The transcript has 2 exons. Bases 107 to 1027 code for a protein of 306 amino acids. Lineage: Eukaryota; Metazoa; Arthropoda; Insecta; Coleoptera; Chrysomelidae. The record is from RefSeq and is a predicted model, not a curated record.